AUGGGUUCUAAUCCUCCAAAGUUAAGUGAAAAGGCUAAGAAGGAAGAAUUGUCGACAUCUGGAUCUUCCUCGAGCUCUUCCAGUUCUAGUUCCUCGAGUUCUAGUUCUAGUUCUAGUUCUAGUUCUAGUUCUAGUUCUAGUUCCAGUUCUAGUUCCAGUUCUAGUUCCAGUUCUAGUUCCAGUUCCAGUUCCAGUUCCAGUUCCAGUUCCAGUUCCAGUUCUAGUUCAUCAAGUGACUCAGAUUCAAGUUCCAGCUCUUCAAGUUCUUCCAGUUCCUCUAGUUCUUCCAGUUCUUCCAGUUCUAACUCUUCUGAUUCUAGCUCUUCUGAUUCUAGCUCUAGUUCUUCAAGUGACUCAACUUCAGACUCCAGUUCCAGCUCUUCAAGUGACUCAGAUUCAGACUCCAGUUCCAGCUCUUCCAGUUCUUCUGGUUCUUCAAGUUCGUCGAGUGAUUCCGACUCUGAUUCGAGCUCUUCCAGUUCCUCCAGUUCAAGCUCAUCAAGUUCUUCUAGCUCAUCAGAUUCAAGUGGUUCAGACUCUGACUCGAGUUCCUCAAGCUCAAGCGAAUCUGAAAACGAAGAUAAGGACUCUAAGAAGAGAGCUAUCGAGGACGAAACAACUAAAGAAAGUGACAAGAAACAGAAAACGGAGCAAGCAUCUGAUAAUUCUUCCGAGGCUACAACUUCUGUCUCAGAAUGUAAUAAGCGUGAGAAACUAAAAAUUUCAGCAGGCACAGAUGAACUGAAAGAAGGUCAAAGAAACCAUUUUUCCAGAAUUGAAAGAGAGAAAAUUAGUUUUGAGUCUUGGGAUUUGACUGAUAACACAUACAAAGGUGCUGCUGGUACUUGGGGUGAAAUGGCGAAUGAAAAGUUGGGCAGAGUAAGAGGUAAAGACUUUACUAAAAAUAAAAAUAAAAUGAAGAGAGGUUCUUACAGAGGUGGUUCAAUCACUCUAGAAACUGGUUCUUACAAAUUUACUGAUUAG
Molecule: messenger RNA, 984 nt
Organism: Tetrapisispora phaffii CBS 4417
Lineage: Eukaryota; Fungi; Ascomycota; Saccharomycetes; Saccharomycetales; Saccharomycetaceae
Gene: SRP40
Product: Srp40p
Exons: 1
Coding region: 1-984 (327 amino acids)
Source: RefSeq, a predicted model, not a curated record